This is a messenger RNA of Salpingoeca rosetta, 1575 nucleotides long. RefSeq lists its product as uncharacterized. The coding region runs from base 74 to 1426 and encodes 450 amino acids. The transcript has a single exon. Lineage: Eukaryota; Choanoflagellata; Craspedida; Salpingoecidae. The record is from RefSeq and is a predicted model, not a curated record.
CACACACACACACACACACACACACAUACACACACACACACAGACACACACACACACACACAACACACAGAUCAUGCGUGCGUUGUCGUUGCGGCUGGCUGUGACUCGCGCAUUGCUGCUGGUGGUGGUGGUGGUGGUGGUGGUUCCGCAGGCGGUGCUCGCCGCAGCAGAUGCAGGGGGCGCGUCCACCACACCAAAGUCGCAGAUUGUCGGGGACGACGUGGGAAACCUGCACAUCUCCACGGGUGACGUCUCCGGCCGUGUCUACGUCAACGGCGUGGAUGUGUUGCGAGAGCUUGAGCUGUUGCGCCACGUGACGACGAAGACGUGUAGGUCAGCGCUGCGAGACGGCGUGGAUACGGCCACGCUGACAACCUCCAACACGGCCCAGUUCAAGUGGAAUGGCGGCGUGCUCGCCAGCAACGGCAACGUCUACGCCGCACCAGACAGGGCGGACUCCAUCCUCGUCAUCGAGCCAGACACGCAGACCGUGCGCGAGAUUGCGCUCCCGGCAAACAUGCUGGACGGCAUGUGGUACACGCUGGUGGAGGCGGGCGACAACCACCUGUACGGCAUGCCCGUGAGGGGCGGUGCGUUGCUCAUGCUCUCAUUGGAGGACGAGGUGGUGUCAUCAAAGGCGCUGUCGCCGAUACUUGACACCUUCUGGUCGUGGAGCGGCGGGGUUGUUGCUGGCAAGAACAACACCAUCAUCUACGGCAUCCCGUGGGGCUCGCCCGUGAUCAUGGUGUUUGACGUGCUGUCCGGCGGGUUCUCCACCAUCGACCUGCCCAAGUACAAUGGUGCCUUUAUCGAUUAUGGGCCUACCAAGUGGGCGCGUGGGGUGCUUGCCGACAACGGGUACAUCUACGCCAUGCCUGCGUCUGCGGAUGCCGUGCUGGCCAUCUCCACCCUCGACCACACCGUCUCCUACCUGGAUGUCUCGCCCAAUGCGGCCUUCCUGCGCAGCGGUCCGGGCGACAACUGGAAGUGGUACGGCGGCGUACUUGCAGGCAACGGCCUCAUCUACGGCAUCCCAUACAAGGCCAGCGCGGUGCUCGUCAUCGACCCGUCCACGCAGCAGACGUCCAUGGUACCUCUCCCCUUGGACGUGGAUGGCUGGUGGACGUGGUCUGGCGGUGCGCUUGGGCGGGACGGCCGGGUGUACGCUAUCGCGCGUGACGCCCCAUAUCCGCUCGUCAUCGACCCUGACAGCAGCACCAACACCGCAGUCGUGCUAGACGCGUACCCGCUGCACUCGUGCACGUUCGUGGCUGGAGCUUGGUCCAGCACAGGCUCGUGCACCGGAGACGCGCCCACGCUGUGGUCGGAUGGUGUCGCUGUUGGUGACGGCACGAUUGUUGGCAUUCCGUUUCACACCACGAGCGUUCUCACCAUCGACACGACCUUCUUCUCCCUCUGCCUCUGACCCACCAGCCACCUGCUGCUCCGUGUAUGAAGUUAUUUUGAGUAUGAGUGCGUGGUUGGUGGGGGGGGGGGGGGUGGUGAUGCGAGUGAGAGAGUGAGAGAGAGAGAGAGAGAGAGUGAGUGAGUGAGUGAGAGAGAGAGAGAGAGAGA